Molecule: messenger RNA, 1440 nt
Organism: Emys orbicularis (European pond turtle)
Lineage: Eukaryota; Metazoa; Chordata; Testudines; Emydidae
Product: zinc finger and BTB domain-containing protein 8A-like
Exons: 3
Coding region: 1-1440 (479 amino acids)
Biological process (GO): regulation of transcription by RNA polymerase II
Molecular function (GO): protein binding; DNA-binding transcription factor activity, RNA polymerase II-specific; RNA polymerase II cis-regulatory region sequence-specific DNA binding
Source: RefSeq, a predicted model, not a curated record
AUGGAUAUUUCUUCUCAUCAAUCUCGCCUCCUACAGCAACUGAAUGAGCAGCGCAGGCAAGACUUAUUCUGUGACUGCAGUAUCCUGGUUGAGGGGAAGGUCUUCAAAGCACAUCGCAAUGUGCUGUUUGCCAGUAGUGGUUAUUUUAAAAUGCUCCUUUCUCAGAGCUCAAAAGACAUGAGUCAGCCAACAACUGCUACCUUUCACAUGUUCUCCCCUGAUACUUUUAUGGUCAUUCUGGACUUUGUGUAUUCAGGCAAGUUAUCUCUUACUGGUCAAAAUGUGAUUGAGGUAAUGUCAGCUGCCAGCUACCUGCAGAUGACAGAUAUCAUUAGUGUUUGUAAGACUUUCAUUAAAUCUUCACUGGACAUCAGUGAGAAGGAGAAGGAUCGCUACUUCAGUCUUUCAGAAAAAGAUCUGAACAGUAAUGGAACUGAGAGUCCAUGCUUAUAUAGCACAGAAUGGAGAGUAGAAAGCAGUCCCCCGCAUUCUCAAAUGGACUCUGAUGUAGGGGUAUCUAUGGUGGGUGGAAAUUCCUGGAGUAAUUGCACCUACUACUCAGCUUCACAAAGGAACACCCAACAAUCUCACUUGACCAAACAGACUCAAAGACGGCAUUCCUUUAAAAAACGUAUCAGGCAUCUUGGAUUGCCACAGUCCACUGACGUCCCCCAUUGUAAAUCAAGGAAACUUGGAGAUAGAGCUUCAGAACCUACUAGCCACAUUUCUCAAUCUGAAGAGCAAACUCAGCUUGAUACAGAAGUUGACUUUGCCCAUGCUGGGUAUCAACAUGGUCUGAGAUCAGAGGUGUUGCCAAGGAGCUUGCUAGAGACCCAGCAGGAGCAUGAAUCAUCUAGAUCAGCCAACAAGUCUAAAUCAUCAAAAGCAGAUGAGCUAUAUGCAAAUAUGCCCACAAUUUUAGGUGUUAUGGGGAGUUGGAUUGAAGAUGAUGUGAGGUUCAAGUGCCCAUUUUGUACCCAUAUGGUGAAGCGGAAAGCAGACCUAAAGCGUCACCUUCGUUGUCAUACAGGGGAGCGACCCUAUCCAUGUGAGGCAUGUGGUAAAAGAUUCACAAGGCUAGAGCAUCUGCGUAGCCAUUUUCGAACAAUUCAUCAGGCUUGUAAGCCAAUAUGCAGAAAGUGUAAGCGCCACGUGACUGACAUGACAGGGCAAGUGGUGCAAGAAGGAACAAGGCGCUACAGACUGUGUAAUGAAUGUCUGGUUGAAGCUGGUAUAGAAAGCAUUCCUAUUGACUUGGAGGCUGAACAAUCACUUGGGUUUUCACCAGAAGAAGAGGACAAGGAUUCUAGGUGGCACUUUGGUGAAGAACACAGAACUAAAGAAGUUGUGGAGGAUGACUCUGCUGGCUUAGUCAUCCAGGAAGUUGAUGAUAGUGAAGAUGAGGCUGAGAAAAAGGAAGUAAAGCCAAAUAUUAGUUAG